AUGAGCGCUGAAGAAUUCCUCGCUGACGUCGAAGGCGGCGUGGUGCCGGUGGACUGCCACGAGAAAGUGCUGCGGAUAGCAUUCAUCUAUAUGGACGAGGGGCUGUGGCUCGGCAGCGGCGUCUUUGAUGUUGUCGAGAAGCUGCACGCGCGUGGAUGGUCGUUCGGCGAGGGCGAGUUGAGGUUUAAUCGCACCCUGGAUAUAUUCUACCUCGCCCAGCUCGCAGCGGCCAUCUACCGCUCCACCGACCAACUUGAGGGUGACUUCCUCUCCCCUGAUGAUUUCCAGUCCUUCUACACCACACACCACGCACUCCUCCACUCCUCCGCAUGGCGCUCUUAUUACUCUACUGCCUUCCUUACCCAGCGCACCACAGCGCGCUUCCACCGCCUGCCUGACCUCCAAGACCUACCUGACUCUGACUCCCCGCUGGGGCUGCCGCGCCUGCGACCCCCCGCACACGCCACGAAACUCCCCCGCUGGGCCCACAACGUCGCGCGCACGCGCCGCAGGCAGCCCUCACUCCUGCUCGCGACUCUCACUGGAUUAGCCCUCAGCACGCUCGAGACGACCAUCACGCGCCUACGCAUGGCCCGCAGCAGCGUGCCGCCCUACUCGGAGACGCAAGCGCGCUUCUGGCUUGAGUACAUGGGGCUCGGUUCCCCUAGCUGA
Penicillium arizonense is the source of this 672-nucleotide messenger RNA. RefSeq lists its product as uncharacterized. The coding region runs from base 1 to 672 and encodes 223 amino acids. The transcript is spliced from 2 exons. Lineage: Eukaryota; Fungi; Ascomycota; Eurotiomycetes; Eurotiales; Aspergillaceae. The record is from RefSeq and is a predicted model, not a curated record.